Molecule: messenger RNA, 1438 nt
Organism: Physella acuta
Lineage: Eukaryota; Metazoa; Mollusca; Gastropoda; Physidae
Source: RefSeq, a predicted model, not a curated record
GCGUCCUUGAUUUCAACCUUAAGAAUAUUUGUUAACAUCAGCUGACGCUGCUCAACUUUCGAUAAAAUUUCUGCUUUGAGAAAUGGAGACACAGAUAAAGGAAAAGCAGGUGUCAAGGUCAUCCUGCCAACCAUGCGAGGCCCCCCUCCUGCUCAGGCUGUACAUGGGGAUAGAAACAGUCCUGGCGUUUUCAUUCGAUCUAACUGUUUUAAAAAAAGUAUGUAGUGCCACUUUGGCAUUUCUCGUUUCUUUUGCAGUCUUGGAUAAGGAUAGUGAGUAUUACUCAAAAAAUGAGGAUGCUAUGUUACGUACGAUGUUUCUGGGGUGCUCUAUGAUGUACUACGUGCACCUAGUACUAUUUGCCUCAUUAUCAACCAUGAUUAAAAGGUCGGAAAGAUAUUUGCCAAGGAACUUAAAGACUAAAGAAUUAAACGCAAACAACGAUGAAGCUAAAUGUGAUGGAAGCAGCGAAAGAAGAGCUUUCGACCUUAAACUGGAUAGCGUUAUUCGACACUAUGCCUGGAGGAAGCUGCUAGAACAAUCCAGCCACCUUGAAAGAUAUUGUCUGGAGAUGGAUAGGAAAGACUUUACCUGCAUAGUGGACUGGACAUCAGUGACUUUCAAGCACAAGGUCACCAAGUUUUCUCCAAAGGUCAAGGACGGAACUGUGAUCAAAACCUCCCAAGGAGACUUAUAAACAGGCAAAAAAUGGGUGACGCUUUGGUCUAGUUGUUAUGACAACCUAUCGAAAAUCAAGCAAAGUCCUAUUUUUAGAGGAUCACAAGGCACGACAUCCUGGAUGGACGUGGAUCUCGAACGUUGCUACACAAUCAACAAAGAGGUGGGUGUCCACUUUAACCUCCAUCAAGCCUCAUAUAUUUUUAACGCCGAAAAUAACGUAAGUCUCAACAAGGUCAAAGGUCAAGUGUUCCAAGAGACUCUCGCCUGGGAGAUAGACACGGAGGUUGAAGUUGAGCCAUCGUCUCGAGCCCAUGCUCAGCUGUUAGCGAGACAAGAGUGCUCUGUCGUGGAGUUUGAGAUUCGAACCACUUUGUCGAUUCCUAAAGGUGUAGUCCCUGUUACCUUUAAACACAAAGACAGAGACGUGUCAUUUGUGUUAAACAUUGAAAACUUACAUGAGGCUUUUCAUCUUGUAGACGAGGGCGGAGUUCUUAGACAUGAAGAAAAAAGGUGUGUGGAGUUGAUUGAGGAGAAGUGGCUGGACAAAGAUGGCGUGGAGCAAUCUACCUCCCACCCACAGAUCAUCACCCGGGGCACCUGUGUCUGUCUUAACUGGACUGACCAGAGAGUGGACAUCAAGACCAGUCCAUUGUCAAUGGACGAGUCCACUUCUGAUGGGGACCACAACAUGAACAAGACGCCGGUCAACGACACUGAAGAAGACCCAGGCGUCGACCCAUUUGUUGUCGUCGAUUAG